Meleagris gallopavo (turkey) is the source of this 6605-nucleotide messenger RNA. NCBI's taxonomy places the organism in Eukaryota, Metazoa, Chordata, Aves, Galliformes, Phasianidae. The record is from RefSeq and is a predicted model, not a curated record.
AUGGUUGAUCUCUUUGUUACACAGGAGCUGUGAGUUGGUAAUUCCAAACGGUGUCUAGAAGACGUACUCAAUCUUUUGUCAUUCUGUUUUCCUGUGGUUUCUGUCACUUUCAGAUAAAUGGAAGAUUUGGAGGCUAACUUAAUGCAGACACGCAAAGCAUGUAGGAUAGAGCAGAUGGUAGCAAAAUGGCUUCAUCGCUCUCGGGAUGGUGCAUCCAGUGGCAGAGUGUCUGUGACAGAUGUCACCAACGAUGGUGGUGGCCAGACUGCCAGCCGUGUCAAACUCACUGUCACAGUGUACAAAGACUUGGUCCUCCAUCACUACGGCUUUGAGAUUUGUCCAGACCUUCCUCUUACAAUCGCAUCUGUCACUGCAGGGAGCACUGCAGAUGGGAAGCUGCUGCCAGGCGACCAGCUGAUCCGGAUAAACUCUACCACGGUGGAGGACAUGUCCAUUGAACGGGUGUCUGACAUCAUCAGGGAUGCCGGUGAUGAGCUCCUCCUCACUGUCCUGCGCUGCACAUCGGGUGGACCUAAGUCAUCGUUUCUCACGGAGGAGAAGAGGGCAAGGCUGAAAACAAACCCUGUGAAAGUGCGUUUUGCAGAGGAAGUCUUGGUGAACGGACACGCACAGGGGAAUUCUCUUCUUUGCAUGCCAAAUGUUCUCAAGGUAUACUUGGAAAAUGGGCAGACAAAAGCUUUCAGGUUUGAGACCAGCACUACUGUGAAGGACAUUGUUCUCACCUUGAAGGAGAAGCUCUCCAUCCGGAGCAUCGCGCACUUUGCCCUUACCCUGGAGGAGCAGUACAACGCAGCAAAGAUCCAUCUGCUGCAUGAGGAGGAGCUCAUUGAGCAGGUUGUCCAGAAAAGAGAAUCCCAUGACUGCCGAUGCCUCUUCAGAAUUUGCUUUGUCCCAAAGGACCCCUUAGACCUGCUGCAGGAAGACCCGGUUGCCUUUGAAUAUCUCUACCUGCAGAGCUGCAGUGAUGUGCUGCAGGAGAGGUUUGCUGUGGAAAUGAAAUGCAGUAUGGCAUUACGUCUGGCUGCUCUGCAGAUACAGGAACGGAUCUAUGCUUGUGCCCAGCCACAGAAAAUCUCUCUGAAAUACAUUGAGAGGGAUUGGGGAAUUGAAAACUUCAUCUCACCGACUUUGCUUCGAAACAUGAGAGGAAAGGAUAUAAAGAAAGCCAUCAGCUACCACAUGAAGCGGAACCAGGUCCUACUGGACCCUCGGCAGAAGCAUAUGCUUGCACCCGUCCAAGUGCGCCUGAACUACUUGCAAAUACUGGGAGACCUGAAGAUGUACAAUGGGAAGAUCUUCAAUGCCACCCUGAUGCUACAGGACAGGGAAUCGUACGUUGCCUUGCUGGUGGGUGCCAACCACGGGGUGAGCCAGAUAGUCAACAGUAAACUCAGCAUCAUAACCAGUCUGGCAGAGUUCACAAACAUCAGCAGGCUGGAGCUUACAGAAGAGUCAGAGAAAGUGAGCACGGUGAAAAUCUACCUGCAGGACCUGAAGCUGCUGACUCUGCUGCUGGAAUCAAACAGUGCGAAAGAUCUUGUCUGCCUCAUCGUUGGCUAUUACAGACUGCUUGUGGAUGCCAAUGUCUCCAUAUUUACCUGGGGAGAGAAAAGAGAGCAACUACACCGUGUCUCAGCCGAAGAAGGGUACGAAUCUCGAACCUGCAGUGAUUCUGAAGACUCCUGGGAGAUGGAUUCCUCCUCAGAGCGCUGCGUGGGCAAACCUGCAGCAUGCAGCAGCACCCAUCCUGCCAGCGAGGAGAAGCUUGGAGAGCCUCAGAGCCUGGAAAAGGGCAGCACAGAGCCCCAGGCUGGAGAGAAUCACCAACGCAAUGGGGGUGACAAUGCCACAGACAGCAUAUCUGAGGCUUCUGAUUCAGCCAACACUGAGAGCCGGGGCUUUAAGACGAGUGGCUCAAGUGACUCAAUGGAUGCACUGGAAGAAGAUGAGUUGGAAACUUGCUCUUCCUCCAGGCCAGGGUUUCUCCACUUCUGCACACCCACCGUGCAUGAGAUGAACAGCUUGGACAAGAACCUCUUCCCCAUUUGUGCUGCAGGAGGCUCUGGCAGAGCAGAAGCCAAAGACUUCUGUGUCUUGCAGGAACCAGAAGCAGAGAAGCAAGGGUGUAAGCGCAGCCCCUCUGAGCAGAAAGGAGUGGACACUGAUGUGUCAGUGUUGGGGACCAAGCUGUCUGAGAGAAACUCCACGGACUAUUACAGCCUGUGCUGCAGCAUUUCCCCUGCAGGCAGCGUGGAGAGGAGCAGCAUCAGUCACAGCCAUGACAGAAGUCCUUCGAAAGACGAGUCUGCCCAGAAAGAGGUACCCUGUGGAGCAGAGCAGAUGGCAGAAGCAAGUGAUCUCAUUCUGGAGCCACCCCUGGGCUUUGGUGACACCAGCUCUGAGGAGGAGUUCUAUGAUGCUGCCGACAAACUCAGCCCCCCCUACUCCUCGGCAGCAGGCUGCCAGACAGCAUCCCAGGAGAGUACAGAAGAUAACUGCAUCCUAAAGAAACCAAGAUGUUACAGCUUGGGAGAAAACUCGGUAUCAAGGCAGGCAUCAGGAGAGAAGUAUGGAGAGGAGAAUCAGCUGAUAUAUUCCAAGAGCCUGAGGAAGAGGAGAUCUUUUCUGAAAACCAAUUACACCUCACAGGUCACUUUCCCAUUGGCUGUUCCAGCCUCUCUGCAGAGCUGCUGCUCCUGGCCACCCACCCCACCGCUCCCUGCUCAGCCCUCAGAUCCACCUUCUUUGGAGAAGGAUGCAGAAGUGGGAACAUCUGCCCCCCAGGCCCAGGGAGACACUGCUGGCAAAAACUCGUCCUCCAGUGUGAUGGAAAUGGAGCCUGACACCAUGGAAACAAAGUCAGUGACUGAUUUGGUGGUUUCUUCCAUUUCAGCUGUUUGCUUGCAAGGUGACCAGAGGGAGGAGAGUGCAGAUGUUGCUGCAGACGUGGAUAAACUCUGUUCUGCACAUGCUGCAAACCCCACUUCCUUGUUCCGAGAGGAAGCCGUGCACCUUCCCCAGGAACAAAGCAGUGCUAUCCAGGAGAGCCCCACAGUGAAGUGGCCAAGUGACGAGAGCUGUGCGACCACCAAAGACCAGCUGGCUCAGGCAGCACUGGAAGGGGAGCGUGAUGUGAUGGAGCCCAAGCACGACGCUGGCAAUGUCCCCCUGUUCCAGGGCCAAGAGAUGGCCUGCCCUGCUGAUGAAUGCACUCUGCCACCUUCGUCUUGUAGUGCUUUUCCCCACGGGGUGGCCAAGGAGCAGGAUCUGCUUCCCACAGCUUGGAGGCAAGUGGCAUGUGAGGAGCCUGUCCUGGUUCCAUGUGGUGAAGAAGGAAAAGCUAAUCUCAAUGGCUGUGCUGAGAGCAGGAGUGACAGUGCCUUGUCACAGGCAAAAAGCAGACAAGCAAUAAGCAAGGAGGCCUUAGAGAAAGUGCACAAUAAAAAUCAUGUGAGUUUUCCAGAUGCAAGGCAGCUGUUAGCAAAUGGCAGCAACAGUUCGGGGGUUAUAGCUCACCUCUCCUGGCUCUCAUUUCAGGUGAGGUCAGACGUAAUAUCGCCCAACCCAUCUCAGAAGAGAGGGCACGACCCUCUAGAGGACUCUCAGAGGACCACUGUGUGCGUGGAGGAUGACACUGUCAGAAAGGAGAUGCAGACAUCAUCAGCUACAUUACCUCUUGAGAAAGAAUCGGAAAGCAAGCAUGGGAUGGUUGAAGGGGAGCCCAGAAAAGGCACAGAAGAUGUGGCUCAUGAGCAUUCUUGGCCUGUUCAGGCUCCUUUUCUUAGAGAACAGUCUGCCACAGUGGGGAAAGACACUCUCCAAACCAGAGAGCUUUCCAUCUCCUCAGACCCAAUUCCCUUGGGCUCACUGGGGAAAACAGAAGGAGACUAUGGGGAUUCAAAUCACUCCUUCCUCUGCUUUAAUCACCAAAAAGAUGAGCAGGCUGCUGCCAGGCCCAUCCUGACCAGGUCUACGGGAUUUUCUGUGAUGAAGAAGACCUCGGCACAACUUGGGACGGACAAGUGCAGCUGUCAGCUGUCCUAUGUCAGCUGUUUCCAUAGGCCCAAUGAAGACAGAAAGCAGGAAACCACCAUUCCCAUGUGCAGCAUGUUUCUGCAGCCUGUUACUACUCCACCAUCCACCAGCUCUGGUCUUCCUGGGACCCCUGUGGAUACUUACCCCAUUGCCAUUGCUUGGGACAGAGCGCUGGGCCCUGAAGUCCAAGCCCUCAGCCAACUGAAGGACCAAGCAUGGAUGAGCCCUGCAGAUUUCCCGGGCUUCCUAGCCUACACUACAGAGCUCCAGGAAGUUGUGGGGAACCUCUCUGGGAACAAAGCAACCCACCUGCAAGACCGAUGUGCAGAGCAAGGUGCCGAGAGCAAAGAUGCCCUUGGCUCGGCCUCUCAAGUCCUGCUGUCCAGCUGCAAGGAGCUUCUGAAAACAGAGCGUCCGCUCGAAGAGCUGCAGGAGGUGUUGAGGGUGACGUUUGACCACCUUGUUCAGCUGGCAGUGGCCUGCUUCCAGGUGACGCAUUGCCAGCUAUGCAGGCAGAGGCAGCAGGAGCUCAGGGCUGCGCUCGUGGAUGUGGUGGGCAGCUACCACCAGCUAGUGCAGGCUGUUCACCAGCAGCUUUGCAGUCAAGGCUGCCCAGACCUGGGUGCUGCGCUCCUGACACGCCAGCACACAGCCCUUACUGCUGCCAUGUUUUGCCUCCUGCAGCAGUUCAGGGUCCCCCCGUUGUGACGGGGCGGUUGGCGAGUGCGGAGGAGCCUCCCCACGCUUCAUUCGUGUAUCACUAGGCUCCCCCCACACGGGACGUUUAACCCCCACAGCCCAGCAAAUGGUCAUGAAAGGACACCUCCACCACCAACAGCUGCCUAGUUCAGGGGUGGCCGUGGGACAGAGCAUGUGUCCCCCCAGCCUAGCUUCAUCUAGUGAUGUGUACACAAGCUCUGCAUAAUGUGCAAACUCACAGAGCGCUUCAUAGCUUAUCUAUGUAGCCUGGGAUUUGUCCUUCAGCUCCCCAGCACCUUGCAGAUAGCCAGUCGGAUAAGUGUUGUCCUAGCCUCCUCUGUCACCUGUGGAGCACACAUCCCAGGCAGAGAGGUGACCAAGCGAGCUCUGAAGGAGAGUGAGAUCAGAGUCCAGUCUGGCCCACCAAAGAGAGCUGUGCUAUUCUGUCUAUCCUCUGUGGUUGACCUGUGAUGGAAACCACUUUGGGAAAAAGAAUUAAUCUGCUUCCCCUUGCAAAUAUAGAGAAGGUUGUCCCAGGCUGGGGAUGCAGCACCAUAUCCUGUCCUCCUGCUGUAGUUUCUGUGUGUCAGCCUUAUCUAUUAACAGUUGCUAAUGCUGAAGAAAGUCCCUAAUCAGCACCCUCUCCCAGUGCUAGCCUUGCCACAAAUAGCUACCUAGCCAUCCCUGUCUUCCAAAAAAGGGGAUAAGUCUUGAAGACAGAAGUGCCAACUUUGCAGCUGUUGACAUAACCCAUUAUGCCAGCCUCCCUUGAAGGAAUGCCACUUUUCCUGACCUUCUCAUCAGUAGCUGCACAAAGUGCUAGGUAUCCCUAGCUAGAUAUGAGCUAUUAGCCCUUAAAGCUAUCCUAACUGAGCACCUCUAGUGAAUGUGUGCUUCCCAGUGCUGGAGACACAUCCUCAGUAAUCUGGUGGUAAAGAGGGUUGCAGUAGGUCCCUGACUGCUGGUGUCUGACCCAGGGACUUGUUUGGGAAGGGUGAUGCUUGCAGCAGGUCAGUCCCUGCAGCUGUGUGCUUGGGAUGGAGGGAUCUGCCCAAGCAGCAGGCAGCUUCCCAGCCUCCUUGUUCCAGGCUCUGGUAAAGAAUGCUCCCCACAUGCAGCAGUGAAAGAUGGAGGCAGCUGAGGAGGGGUGGGGGGCUGUGGUGGUGUGCUGGAUGGAUGCUCCAGCAGCACUAAGGGACCCCAAACCAGGGAGAUCGUAGAAUCACGAACAGCUUGAGUUGGAGGGGAUCUUAAAGCCACUCAGUUGUAAUCCCCUGCUGUGGGCUGAGGCUGUGCAGCAUCCUGUCCAGCCUGACCCCACCACCUGGGAUGGGGCAUCACAGCUGCUCUGCCUAACCAUGGGCAGCCUGCUGUCCUGGCUGCAAAGGCCAAAGUGCUUUCAGCCACAUGGCAAGGUAGGUGAGUAGUUCACCCAAGUAGGAUUUCCUGACACUUCAUCACUGGCUGGUGGUUUCAGCUAGUAUAUGGUGUUGCCCUGCAAAUUCAGGGGCUGAAUCAGGAAGUUACAAUCUUACACUGAAGCAAAAAUGCUGCCCUUGCUGUCUCGGCAGAGCUGCAGUGACAUCUAACUACCUACUAAUAGCUGAAGCAACAGGCACCUGCAAACACAACUGCAGCCUCUAUGGGGAUGAACCACCUUCUGAAAGUAUGUCUCAUGAAUACCAAAUUCCUCGUGGUGUCGAAGGCCCUUGGUGUGAAGGGGAGAUGAAGAUGGAAGCAAAAGUGACUGGAAUUUACCUGCAAAGCCCUCUAAGUCCUUCUUGGACAGUCACUGAUAGUGGGUUUGGCUUUUCUGUGUACUUGCAGAGUUUUUUAACUGACAGUGGCUG